Trypanosoma grayi is the source of this 2676-nucleotide messenger RNA. RefSeq lists its product as hypothetical. NCBI's taxonomy places the organism in Eukaryota, Euglenozoa, Kinetoplastea, Trypanosomatida, Trypanosomatidae. The transcript has a single exon. The record is from RefSeq and is a predicted model, not a curated record. The coding region runs from base 1 to 2676 and encodes 891 amino acids.
AUGGCGCAUCGCCUGGUUCUCCCCCUGCCUCCGGCUUUCGCCGCGGCGGGUGGCGGCACAGAUGAGGGGUACAGCGUCUUCGCGUACAACCCCGUCGGCGACGACGGCGUCUGCGUGGGUGCGCAGCAGCAGCUGCAGGCGUACAUUGAUCGUCUGGGCGAAUUUCUCCACAGAACACGCCUCAUUCAGUACCACCCGGAGGACUUCUUCCGCUUCCUCCUCGGCAUGAGCGACGACGCGGGCGAUGGCUCAAGCGCCGUGCUGUCACACCUUGAUGGCAGUGCUGUGCGCGAGGAGGAAGUGCGGUACAUGCGAGAGCUGUGCGAGGCCUUCGCCGCCUUGGUGCCGAGCGAUGACGCGUUUAUUAAGCAGAUGCACCGUGUCAUACGAGAGGGGCCGCCUGCAGGGGCGGCGGCGUGCCUGCAGUCCUUCUUCGCCGAGACCAAGGCGCUGCAGUUGAACCGCCGCAGACGCAGGGAGAACGACGCGGCGCGUCUGACGCUGCGAACGGAGGACGACGCCGCACUACCGCAACGCGACGCUGCACAGCAGCAACGGUGCAAGCGUGUGAUGGCGGCAGUGCUCGGCUACGGCAUGGGGCCGAAGAAGCAGCACGAGGUGGUCGUGAUGCGCGACACCACCAUGGAUCUCGUCGAUUGCUGCAACACCGCGGCGGAGUGUGGAACUUCGCUGUUGGAGCCGGUGGAGACGGUGGUGAAUGUGGGCGAGGGCAAGGGCUAUGUGUCGCGCGCGCUCGCGCUGUGCGACGGGCUGCAGGUGAUUGGCCUCGACUGUAAUCCGUCGCACAAGGAGCGGGUGGUGGAGCGCGUCGAGUUUCUCUUGCAGGGGCGACUCGGUGUGGACACAGCCCAGCAAGAGCUGACUGGCCGUGACAUGCUCAACUUGUUGUACGAGCCGCGCGGGCACAUGGCGACGAUUGCGUGCCGUGUGGGGCUGCACAUGAAUUGGGCGGAUGUGCUGCGCGGCCACGUCCGCAUCUGCGACGCGGCAUCGCCAUUCGAUGGCGUUGUGCCGAUUAGUCCAGAAGCAAUGCAGGAUGACGGCGAAGAUGCGGUGAAAGCGGUGGCGGCAGCAGAGGUGAAGGCGGAGGAGUUGACUGAUGUCACGGGAAAGGUACAGUGCCGCGUCUGCAGUCAAAUCAUACGUCGCAGUGGUGCCGCAUCUAUUGUGCGACACACACUGUGCCACCUUAACGCCGGCCACACGGCAGGAUGCACGGAGCUUCCGUCCAGAGAUGCCGUUGAUGAGUGGAACCGCAAUCUACCGGUCGAGGCGUUUGCCAACCGCAUCAUUGCCACGUUCUUCACGGACAAGGUGGUGUACGCGCGGAAGGAAGGCACCGACGCCGCCGCCUUAUCAGUGAAGCGGCCUCGCCGCGAAACGUCAGCAACCCGUUCGGGUGCCAACAAUGCACGCGAGAAGUUGCAGGACGUUCUCGACGCGUAUCGUCUUGCGUCAAACGUCCGGCUCCCACGUGGCAUGCGCGCCGAGGUGCUCCUACCUGUGCAGCAGCAGCAACAACAAGAAGAAGAGAGGGGUGGAGGAGAGGACACUGAUGCAGUGCCCGCUUUCGUCUACUCGUACACACCUGUGUGCCUCACCAUUGUCGGGUAUGACUGCGCCCCCAAUCGUCAUUUUGUCAUUCUGGAUGAUGGGAAGUUGAAGGAGGCCUGUGUAUUAGUACAACGAAGCGACGGAACUCGGCUGAAGAUGGAGAGUUCUCCAGAGGAACUCGAUAUUCCGCCUGCGAAGGAUGCCUGGUCGCUGAAGUUAGCGGUGCUGUUGCGUGUUUUGCCUCCUGCACCGCCGCGCACGCCUAUUGUGCGGGUUCCCGAGCUCCGCAAUACCGUCAUGAUUGGCCUCCAUCCAUGCGGCGACCUUGGCUCCAACGUCUGCCGUCUCUUCACAGAGAGUGCUUCACGUGGGUUGCUGCUUGUCAGUUGCUGCUGGCACGCCCUCACGAACGACGGCUUCCCACUUAGCCGUGAGCUGCAGCGGCGCGGGUGGAGGACAGAGCAGAUAUCUCUCCUCCUCGCCACGCAGCCGCUCGACAUGUGGGCUACCGCCUCGGCGGAAGGACACCGCGGCUCCGCCCGCCUAUUAUUCUACCGCAGCCUUCUAAAAGUAUUGUGGCACCGCCUACGGGAGCGGUGGCAGCAUGAGACGGUGGCGGCGGCAGGGUGCUGCCGCUUCGUCGAAGUGCCGCACUUGGAGCCGGCUUUUCUGCGCCGCAUCGCGAAGAUGAAGGACACCGUGACACUGGAGGAACUAUACUUGGAGGUGUGCCGUGAGUACUUCUUCGAGGCGACGGCGAAGCAGACACCUUAUACAUGGCAGCACCGCGUGUGCGUAUCGUGCCGUGCAUCCCAGGAGCGGUUCCUGGCGGCGCAUUCGAGUGUGUCUUUGGCGGCCGAAAUGGGGCGGGAGUAUUUCGCUGCGCAUUUCGCCUCCUUCCUUGGACUAACAGUGCUGCGCAUGUGGAUGAGUCAUCUUGUUGAGACACUGCUGCUGCUUGAUCGCGCCUUCUACCUUGCCGAGGAGCUGCGGCGGGAUGAGCGCUGCCGGGGAUCGGUGGUGUCGCUCGUGCCCCUCUUUGACGGCGCUGUCUCUCCGCGGAUGUACGGCAUCUUGGCCCGCCGCAUUCCUGUGAGCUAA